Penicillium argentinense is the source of this 228-nucleotide messenger RNA. RefSeq lists its product as uncharacterized. The record is from RefSeq and is a predicted model, not a curated record. Lineage: Eukaryota; Fungi; Ascomycota; Eurotiomycetes; Eurotiales; Aspergillaceae. The transcript has a single exon. The coding region runs from base 1 to 228 and encodes 75 amino acids.
AUGUCUUCUCUCAGUUCCGCCACGGAGUGGAAAGUGUAUGUGAGGGACCACGGCUGGGAGAGGCUUUCUAAAGACCCGGAGGCCCGCCGGCGCAGCGCAGAGCAGUAUGUCCAAGUCUAUGAAUGGGUCUCCUGGGGACCCGACCCCAUCUCCAGGGACGAUUUCCUGCUUCACAAGGGCGCAGACGAACCCGAGAGCUGUAGCUGGCCCAGAGACGAGGAAUCGUGA